AUGACAGCCCCAUCACGGCCAGAAGAACAGGAAAAGCAGCUCCGCGACAAGUGCUACAACCUACUCCGCACAGAAGCCAAGCUCGCACAAAGGUUGAUUGAAGAGGACGCGCGACACGAGACUCACUUCUCCACCGAGCUACUCGAAAAGUUCUACCGCACCACCACGUUUGACCUACGAGACCACUUUGCAAAGCUAGGCGCCUUCCGGAGCUUGGAUAGAGGAAACCUUGGUAUCAUACCAGCCAACUACAUCCUCAACGUUUCCUUGUUCAUACAAUGCGACAAGUACGACUUCGACGGGAUAACGGCACCGUUGGCCAGCCCGAACAGGAGAUAUCGGCUCAAACCCCAUCGAGCGCUGCUCGCAGACCUCGAAGCACUAUUCGGUUUCAAGGCUGGCACUAAGAUCGAUUUACACCUCCUCGUAAACCGUGACUGGUUGUCGAAUGCAGCACUCUCCGAAGAAAAUAUACGCAAAGCGCGUGUCGCGAAGCUCCAGGAGGAGCUUGCAAGCCUGGAGAAAGAUCUCGCCAACACCACACCAACAACAAGAGACGCAGUCGAACAAGUCGCUCGGACGGAAUGCCAGCAGCUUACCAACAACAUCAUGACCAAACUACCGCGUGAGAUACGCGAUAUGAUCUACUUCCACCUCAGCACACGAGACCGCGAGCUCAUCGAGCGCGAGCACUUCCGGACGACCCUAGAUCCGAUAACAAGGCUCUACUCGUACGACUUCAACAGAUGGAAAGCACAACACUUCCCAGCGCACUACUGGAACACCGAUUACGUUGGCCAGCCCUUCUACCGCGAGCUUGUAGAGAACUACUACCGAACAAGCACCUUUCUCUUCGGCGACGAUCCAGGAGUAAUGAAGCGUUUCCUUACCACCGACGAAAUGAAACUAGGCAUUCCCCCAAAAGCACUACUCUCCAGCGUCGAAAUCGGCCUGAAUGCUGUCUCGCAUGAUCGCGGUUCUUUCCGGGCUUACAUGUUUGGCAUACCCAAGUCACCGGAGCGAAUGCGUGAGGCUCUCGAUGGCAUCUUCGAACUGAAGCCUGGUGCUAAGAUUGUGAUUCGUUUCGUGACAGAGGCAAAGACUAAGGAGGAGAGAGAUGAGCAUUGCAAGGGGGCGAUGGCGAUGCUGUUUGACGACACCCAGGUGGAGAAGAUGAAGAUGUAUAAGGUUAAGUUUGUGGUGGAUGAGGGGCAGGUUUGGGAUUUGGCGGAGGCGAUGAGGGAGGAGUGGAUGGGUAUUCAUGGGUGA
Alternaria incomplexa is the source of this 1269-nucleotide messenger RNA. RefSeq lists its product as uncharacterized. The record is from RefSeq and is a predicted model, not a curated record. Lineage: Eukaryota; Fungi; Ascomycota; Dothideomycetes; Pleosporales; Pleosporaceae. Bases 1 to 1269 code for a protein of 422 amino acids. The transcript has 4 exons.